AUGAUGCGGGAAAUGAAUCAGAAACUGCUCCCUUCCUGUGUGAAUGAAAAAUGGCCGGCGAUUUUACCAACAACUCGAUUUUGUGUCCAAAUGUUUUGAUGUUAUCUACCAGACAUUGCGAUUGUGAUGUAUUUGUAUCACGCGAAUUGGCGUUUACUUGUACAUAGUAAAAUCAUCGCUGCCGACGCCAUGCACCAUAUUGAUAUUGUAAACAUCAGCUUAUAAAGCGACUAUUUUGACAAUGUAUUGUGAAGCCAUACCUCACCAAUGUCGAACCGGACGCUAACAUUAGAGUGUGCACUUGUUCAAACUAUGGGGAAUGGAGAGAGCACACAUAACUACAGAGGACCAGAUUUUAGAACCCCAGCCAUGUCUAUCCGACUCCCAAUGCCCGACUCACAUGAGCUCGAGCGCAGAUUCACAAAAGUCCUGGCCUCCAUGGACCUGCCACCGGACAAAGCUAAAGUACUCAAGAAUUAUGACGAUGAAAAGAAAUGGGACUUGAUUUGUGACCAGGAAAGAGUCCAUGCGAAGGAUCCGCCCCAUGUCUACCUGGACCGACUGCGGACCUACCUGGACCCGCGUUCCAGUCGUAGUUCUCGGCGCGGAGCGGCCUGUGUAUUCUUACCUGUGGUUGUCCUUCCUCUACAGUGUGGUAUAAUAGAUAGUAAGAGGAAGAUGAUGGGAGACAAUACGUCCACACAGGUACUGCGGGACCUGGAGAUAUCACUGCGCACCAACCACAUCGAAUGGGUGCGAGAGUUUCUCAAUGAAGACAACCAAGGUUUGGAUGUACUGGUAGAUUAUCUGUCCUUCACACAGGUCAUGAUGAGGAGGGAACAGCUGAUGACCAAGGAGAAGAGUGCCAGUCUGGAUGGCCUCUCCAAGAGUCCUGUUCGUCGACUCAAGCGGUCCAACACUAUUGGCUCUCCUCGGGGGAUGUUAAAGUCGUCCAAACUGAACAUGGGUGAGGCUCGCGAUGACGUCCACGUGUGUAUCAUGUGUCUACGCGCCAUCAUGAACCAUCAGUAUGGAUUCAACCUGGUGAUUGCCCAUAAACAUGCCAUCAACUGUAUAGCACUAAGUCUAAAUCACCGAAGUCUCAGGACGAAGGCGCUGGUUUUAGAGCUACUAGCAGCAGUAUGUCUGGUGAGCGGGGGACAUGAGAUCAUAUUGUCAGCAUUUGACAAUUUUAAGGAGGUGUGCGGAGAGAGACACAGAUUUGAAACACUCAUGGAUUAUUUCAGGAAUUUUGAAGAGUUUCACAUUGAUUUUAUGGUGGCUUGUAUGCAGUUUGUAAAUAUUGUGGUUCAUUCGGUCGAGAACAUGAACUUUCGUGUCCACCUGCAGUACGAGUUCACGCAGAUUGGUCUGGAUGACUAUCUCAUGAAACUUCGACACACUGAGAGUGACCGGCUGUCGGUGCAAGUGCAUGCCUACCUGGACAAUAUGAUAGAUGUUCAACAGCUGCUGGAGGAUUCGGAGACCAAGACUGAGGCUCUGGAACGUGCCGAGGAACUAGAGGACGAACUUUCACAUGCACAUGAAAGACUUCAGGAAGUAGAAGAUGAAGCCAUGUCCAAAACAGUGGAACUGGAGAAACAGUUAUCAGAUUCAAAUCAAGAUAUUGAAGAGUUGCGAGAUUAUUUAUCAAAACAGGAGAUAGAAAUGAACUCUUUACGACAAGUUGUUAAUGAAAAGGACGAGGAGUCGAGGAAGAGGCAAAGUAUACUAGAGGCUAAACUCCAGGAAAUUGAGCAAAUUAAACAGACUCUUCCGUCAGGUGUAGGAGCUGCUGCUGCCAGUGCCAGUGUGCCCAUGGCCAAUUUCCCCCCUCCCCCAGCCCCUGCUGCACCCAUGCCNCCAGCACCUCCAGCCCCAGGGCGAGGACCACCAGCUCCCCCACCCCCACCUGGACCUACUUCUGGACCAACUAUGUCAGCAAUGACAAUAAAAAAGAAAAUCCAAACCAAAUACCGUUUGCCAAUCCUCAACUGGACGCCCCUCAAACCUCAGCAAGUCAAAGGCACAGUUUUCGCAGACCUGGAUGAUGAAAAGCUUUACCAUGUGAUAGAUUUUAAUGAGUUUGAGGAGAUGUUCCGCCUGAGUACAGGACCAUUGAGAGGCGACGAUGAUAGCACACCAAAGUUACUCAAGAAACUACGCAAACCUGAGAGCGUCAGUCUGUUAGAACCAAACAGACUACGCAAUGUGGCCAUCACGAGGAGGAAGAUAGAAAUGACGAACGAAGAGGUGAUGAAAUCAAUCAAUAGCCUUGACCUGAAACGACUGUCUCUGGACAUGGUGGACAUCCUACUGACCAUUAUGCCCAAUGACCAAGAGGUCAAAGCAUACAAACAAUACGAGAGAGAUCGCAAACCUAAGGAGCGCCUCACAGACGAGGACAGGUUCAUGUGUAUGUUCUGUAAAGUAGAAAGGCUGUCACAGAAGCUGAACAUCAUGAGUUUCAUUGGUAACUUCCAGGACAGUAUACACCACCUCACACCUCAAGUACAUGCUGUGAUAGCAGCCUCCAUGUCUUUAAGGAAUUCACAGAAAGUCAAGAAAAUGUUGGAGGUGAUUCUGGCGAUUGGUAACUACAUGAAUAGUUCUAAGAGGGGAGCAGUGUACGGCUUCAAACUCCAGAGCCUGGACAUGCUAAUGGAUACAAAGUCAGCGGACAAGAAGACCACACUUGUCCACUACCUGGCUCAAACAGUCAAUGAAAAGUUCAUGGACAUCGUAAACUUUGAAUCAGAGCUGCGCUUCUUGGAGAAAGCUGCUGUUGUAUCACUGGAGAAUAUUCUCACCGACGUGCAUGAUUUGGAAAAGGGGAUGGAAUCUACCAAGCGUGAAUUCGAUGCACGGAAACAUGCCCGAGACCAACCACCUAUUCUAAAAGAUUUCUUACAAAACUCGGAAGAAAAGCUUAAAAAAUUGCAGGGUGAUGUUAAAACCGCUCAGGAUUCAUACAAGAGAGUGGUGGAGUUUUUCGGAGAGAACCCUCGUACGGUGUCCCCACAAACUUUCUUCUCACAGUUUGUAAGAUUUGUCGGUGCUUUCAAGCAAGCAAUGACUGACCUCGAAAAGAAGCGAAGGAUGGAGUCUGCUGCCAUGGAGGAGGUCAUGCCCAGUUCCCAAGGACGCAAGAACAAGAAAGUCACAGCGGAGGCUGUGGUGUCUGAACUGAAGACAAGAAACAAACAGAUCAAGGAGAAGAAGCUGUUGGGCAAGGAUGAGGUUUACCACGGGGCUCUCGAGGACAUCCUACUGGAUCUGAAGAAUGAGCCAUAUCGCCGUGCAGAUGGUGUGAGGAGAAGUCAGCGACGUCGUGUUGAAGAGGCACUAGCACCUACUUACACCCACAACGAACAUUUCUAGUUAUCUUUCGGGCCACAUUCACAUCCAAACAUGAGUAGUUCUCUAGCUAGUACUGAGACAUCCUUGUGUAUGUCAGUUUGUGCAGUGGGUGUUUCCACACUGCUGAACCAACCGCAUGUUAGCCUUGUGGAAACAAACUAUCGCAAUAUGGGAGGCUAACCUAGAAGAUGAAACAGGUUUAAGUAACGUUGAGCGAUUGCCUCACAUGAAGUUUCUGUUUCUAGGCCUACGGUUCACAUUACAGAUAUAUUUGAUGUUGAAAUGCAUCUUAAAAAGUUGCAUUGCCAACAUGGACUCAUAUGUUCACACAUAUAAAUCUCAUUUUACUAUACAUUCACACAUACAAACCUCAUGUGCACAGAAUUAUUCUGACAUUACUUUUAGUCAGGCCAUGAAUGAAUGGCUUCUGAUUGGCUGAUAAGGACUAAUAGAAAAGGAGCUAGCUUCUGGUGGUUGGUUGCUGUCAUAUGAUUGAAAGAACUAACUUCGCUGCUGAUUCAAUGAAAGGAGCUUGCCGCUGAUUGGUUGCUGUUAUAUAUGCAGAUAUGAUGGGAGGGACUAAAUUUUAAUAGUUUUCUUCCAUCUAGAAAUGUCACAGACACUUUAUAUAAUAUAUAGAUAUUUCUAGUCGCCAUUCAUUGAUAAACAGGCUUUUUUUCUGUUGUGUAUCUGUUGUAGAAUUAACAUAUGUGUUGUCCAAUUUUAAAUUGUGAGAAAAUGUUGCAUCCUAUAUUUUUUAAAUGAAUGUUUGAAAAAUCAGGUUUUAUUUUAAUAUCAGAAAUUGAUAUAUUUGCAAGGUUGGCUGUAUUUGGGUUGUGUAGACAACUAGGCUGUACCCAUCACACAAUUGUCAUGUACUGACACACUAAUGUCCAAGUGUAGUCUGCAAUAAGUAUUAGAGUCUAACAAAAUGUCUGUUAAAUCCAGAGUACUUCUGUAUUAGUCAGAAAUUUUGAAACUCUGAUAGCUGUAGAAAGAAAUUCAACUAUGGUUUCUGCAGCUAAACCUUUGCAUGCUGAUAGAAGUGUCCCUAAAAUGGAAAGUCUUUUAAUAGAUCUCAACUAGAGUUAUUUAAUGAUUUUUAUUUACAUUGUAUUGUAAACAAACAACAGUUUGGAAGUAACCUUCAGCUAAAGCUUGUUUGUUUUAUAUUAAACAGUUGUACAAAUUUGAUCAGAAAAUGAAUUUAAAACCAAGAUAAAGCGUUAUUUUGAUAUAAAACCCCAACUUUUCUUUGUAGUGAAACAUAAAGCAAGAAUUCAGACUUCACUAAAAAAAAUAAGUUUUGAGUAAAAGAUAAAUUACAGUUUUCUUUUUCGUAAAUGAAACAAAAAAAACAAUAACAAACCACACAGCCAGAAGAGUAAACAUGAGUCACCUGCAUUUAGAAAAAUAUAUUCUAAUUUAGAUAUUGCAACCUGAUGUUGCACUGUCUUGCUUUAAAUGUAGCGCAUGUGUACUGCAGCUUGCCAUAAGUUAAUGAUCAUUAUUCCGCUAAUUUAUGUUAUAUGUAUUCAUGUUAUCAUUUACACUUUAUUAGUCAUCACAAAGAUUUAUGUCUAUCAAUUAUUGCUUUUCAGCCAUACAAAUACGAACAUUUUAUAACUUAUCUAUGUCUUGCUUGAGGAACAAAUGGCCAGUUGUCAAAAAGUCAUUUGAUAUAUAUCCAUGUAUAUGUAUAAUUGAAACAAUUAUACCAUUUAACAACCCAUUUGGAAGUAUUGGUCGGAGGUGGGAUCUCGGUGGCUUGGCACUUAAAAUUAAAUUAAGAUUAUUUCAGUAAAUACUGGAAUAGUGGAAAUUAUUGUGAUAUUGAAAUGUUCCUCGACUCCCAUUUGAGGAAAAUUUGUGUAAAAAUAGGCACACAUGAGUAUAUAGAUUUAUCGUACAUCUUUAGAAAUAUAUUAAUAAUGUCCAUGGCCUGCUGGAUACCCAACCUACUCGGUAGUGAAGCAGACAUAAAACCAUGUGAUUGGUACAAUGAAAAUAUAUAAACAAACUGGAUGACGUUCUGAAAUUGUGAACUAUUAACUAUGACAUCAUAAUAAAAAUCAGUUGCCUGGCCAUGGAUGAGAUUUAGCGUGAUGGAAAGACCUUCAACUGAGACUUAAAAUAAUAGUAUAUAUGGAUUUCAGAACCACUAACAAUGUGAGAACUUCCGUAUUGCCAUCAGUGUGAAGAGCCGCUACACAAAUAUUUCUACAUGCUAGACUUUCUACUUCUACUGUAUGUGAAGGUGUUGACAUAGGGUGGAUGGGAGAUGUUGUUUUGUAUGGGACACGCUGUGAUAUAUACACAUGAUGACUAUAGAUACAUGUAUUUCAACAUUGAUUUGUAAUUAGAAAGUAGUUUUUUCUUCCUGUUGUCGCAAAACUUAAUAGAAAGUUCAAAUUAACAAGUAAUUUGAACACUUGUUUUAUAUAAAAUCUUCUGCUGACGAGACCAAUGCAUUUGUGUUAACGCCAUGGUUGUUUAACCUUUGACCUGUUGGGUAUGGUGAGGUGCUGUUUUUGACCAGUGACGUGGUUUGUCUGAUGUGUUCAUGUCUAUAAAUACUCUUGUCAUCUAUCAUCCGAGCCUCACCCAUCAACCUCUCGUCUCCUUAGCAGUUAAAGAUACAUAGGUACAUAUAUACAACACACAAUUAAAUACUCCAUUUCUCAUGCUCAGUUUCUCAGAUCUUCUUUGCUUUGAAAUACAAAUUUAAGGUUUUUCCUACUUCAGUAGUUAAGGAACUAAACUUCUCCACAUAUUGUAUGCCGGGAAAUUUUUACCCAGUCAAAUAUUUGCCUUUCAGCAGUGGAAUCCAUCUUAUUCCAGUACUAACUCGGCCCUUCACAUGUUAUUUCUAUAUAUGAUAUCUGCUCUCAUGAUAAAUUUGCCGUCAAUACAGAAAGGCAAAAGUUCAAAUGCAGCAAAUGUUUUCAAGUACACAGUACUUUUCCAUUGUUUAGAAGAACUGAUUUAUAAAUAGGGAGAAGAGCCAAGGCCGUUCCAAUAUUAAGUAGGAUCCUUUUGUUGGGUGUUGGCUGGACUGAAUUUAGUUACAAAGAAUUUAAAAUUCAGAUGUACUGCUGUUUAUAAGGGGAAAUAAGACGUAUUAAUGAUUUGUAAUCUCAUGCCAUUAAAAUAAGUAUUUUUAACUGCGCAAUCUCUCAUAAAUGCUUGCCAAAGAUAACUUAAUUCGUCACAGUAGUAUAUGUUUUUUCCCCAUAAAGUUUUAGACUUCAUUUGUAAAAGUGUAUUUAUUAUUUGCAAUUAUCUGACAUAUUGGAAGAAAGGUCAUAAUAUGUUGUGUUCAAUAGGUGUUGUGGAUCAACCUUGGUGUGUGGUGGCCAGGAUACUUCCCAGUAGAGACAUGGUGGGUGGUGAUAUUAUUGGUGGCAUUUCCCCGUAGUUUAGAGGUGACUGUAAAUAGCACAUUGUUGUACAGUGUCCGCUGUGGUCCAACACUCACUAUCCUACUCAUUCCUGUUAUGUACUUUAAUACGGAGUUAACAUCUCUGUAUUGCAGAUAAUCUUCUAAUGACCUUAAUUAACAUUAGUCGUUUAUUAAAUAGGGACGGACCAGGUAUACUGAUGUUUCUAUAGGGACGCGCCAGGUAAACUGAUGUUUCUAUAGGGACGCACCAGGUAAACUGAUGUUUCUAUAGGGACGCACCAGGUAAACUGAUGUUUCUAUAGGGACGCACCAGGUAAACUGAUGUUUCUAUAGGGACGCACCAGGUAAACUGAUGUUUCUAUAGGGACGCACCAGGUAAACUGAUGUUUCUAUAGGGACGCACCAGGUAAACUGAUGUUUCUAUAGGGACGCACCAGGUAAACUGAUGUUUCUAUAGGGACGCACCAGGUAAACUGAUGUUUCUAUAGGGACGCACCAGGUAAACUGAUGUUUCUAUAGGGACGCACCAGGUAAACUGAUGUUUCUAUAGGGACGCACCAGGUAAACUGAUGUUUCUAUAGGGACGCACCAGGUAAACUGAUGUUUCUAGAGAGCCUUGACAAACACUUUCAAGAACUUCAUUAACAUUUGCAGGUAUGUCAGGCUUCGUUGCUGAAAUUGUACAUUUAAAAAAUUGGAGGAACCAGUUUAUCCACAUAAAUGAACAGGUCCCUGAUGCCAAUGACUCAAGAAAAAGGUUGAUAGAAUAUAACUUAGAGCCAAAUAUUGAAAGAACAUUAAUAUAUACAGUAUGUAAUGUAUCAGAGGAGGUGAUGCUAGACAUACACGUCUAUCUUGUAUACCAGUAUAAACUACAAGAAGCUUUACAGUCAUAGUUCACAUUUAAGUCCUAUAAAAUAGGAAGUUUUCAAACAAGAUUAUAGACAAGAACAUUUAUGUUCUAAACAUGAAAACAUAAAUUAAUAUAAAAAAAAAAAUCUUUCACAAAAUGAAACCUUUUCUUCCCAGCUAGUAAUAUCAUUAUUUAUAGCAUAAUAUAUUAUACUGAGGUUUCUUUUCUGAGACCUUUUUGCCCGUGUUUCUUUUAAGAAAUACCAAACCGUUCUUACAAGAACAAUUACCAAAACCAUCCCAACAUAAGUGGUUUGGUUAAAACUUGAUUAGUGCUUGUUUAGUUUUUAACAUUUUAGGGUAAGUCGGGCUAAAGUGAGAUUGAUACGUAAUAGUAUCACAUAGGGUGGGGGGCGUCGGUGUUGUCUUCAGGUCUUAAACUGUCUACGCAAGUUUGUCAAAGUCAAUCAGCAUUUAAAAGUCUUCCAGUUACUAGAUUGUCACUUCAGUAAAUAUUUCAUAUCAUACUUCAUAAAAUCUAAAAGGUCACCAAAUAUAUUUAGCUGCUGUUCCGUUCAAGACGGCCGUUCCCAAUAUCAACUUGUUGUCAUUAAUUGUGUAAGUUUAUAUCGCUGUAAAAUGCUACUAACACAGAUUUUAUUUUACAAAUUACUUUUCAUCAAUAAGGUUGAUAUUAAGUAAGCUUCCGUCAGUGAAGACACUUAUAGUUGUUAUGAAAUUGUUUUAUUAAUAAGAUUUUGGUGCAUUAUUAAUAUUUCUGUAACGUUUUGAACAUGCAUAGAAUACUUACCAUUAUUACUUCAAAUCACCUCUAACCUGUUAUAAGGGGUAAAUUUCUCUCAACACUUGAUAGAAAUACUUACCGCGUCAAGUUGAGUUGAGCCUUUUGGAGAGUAGAUAUCUGAUUUAAGUGGCACACGAACCAGGUAGCAAGAAUUGAUCGGUCUUUAGAAUUUGUUACUAAAGCUAAGUGGAAUCAUGUCUGUGAUGUCAUCAAGGGGGUCAAUGUCAUAAUCAUCAAAACACUAUCAUGUUAUUGAGAUUCAGUGUCUUCAAACAGAUAUUUUGUAAUCAUUAGCUGUAAUCGGAAAAGAAAAAAGACAACUCAUCAAGUUUGUAAAUUCAUUAAAUGUGUGAAUUGAUUUAAAAGUUAAAGAUUUUUGUUGAUAUUUUUACAUGGAUUGAUUGAUGAUGAGAAUCAAAGGUUGAGGAUUCCUGUUGAAAGAUGAGGCAAGUUUGUACUAGCCAUUAUGUAGAACAGGAAACAGGAUUAAUGCAAUGUGUUGUAUGCUUAAGGAGAUGCACAUUGUUACUGGGUAGGACCGGAAUCAAAACCCAAUUGUACAUUAAAGGAAUUUAAUAUUAUUGGUAGAAUUAUGAAAAUUAUUCAGACAUAACGUAAAUUCAUAGUGCUUUUGAUUACACAGUUUUGAUAUUAUCUAGGAGACAGGUUUGUUCUGUGUAUCAAUUUGUAGUAUGAUGAUGCAGCUUCUUCAGCAAGGAAUCCUGUUAUGCAAAGUUCGACUGUUUCGGUCAGAGAAAAGCAAUUAGAAACGUUUUGGACAGUAAAAUAUGAAUACAAUGAUGCUGAAAGUUAGUUCAGGUCAUUAGAAUGUGAUAGUAACCACUAGAAAAACCCCAGUAAAUAUUCCAUACAUAUUUACUAAAACGAAAUAUUUAAGUUUUGUGAUUGCUGAAUUAAAGAAAAUGUAAACUUGAAGGGUGAGGAGUGAAUGGUCUUUGUACUAUUUUGUGAUGCAUGGAAAAAUGCUACUUUUGUGACAUCAAAAUAUGUACAUUUUGAGGCCGUUUUGUGUGUGUGGUUGUGGUAAGGUUCAAGGUGUAGUGACAGCUACCAGAUACAGAAGUAUUGUCUAAUCUGAUAGUAUACAGUGUACAGUUACAAAACAGAUGGUUUUAUAUGUUUAACUAUUUGGAUGCAGAGUUACCGACAUUGUAAAAGGUAUGCUUGCUAUUUUCCACAAAUAAUGUGAUAUAAAUGAUAUCUAGCUUGACAGUUUUAACUCAUUCACCCCUGAAGACAUUUGAACUCUUUCAGUUCAAAGGUUGGAUUAGUUCAUUAUGAAAUUUCAGGGGUGAAUGAGUUAACCACACAAACAAAAUUGUCCAAAGACUGUUCCGACCUGGAACAUUUUAUUGGUCUGUAAAUCUAGAUUUCUCGUUACUCUACAAGGAGAAUGAGAAUCGUAUCCAUACUUCGGCACUUGUAAACAAUUGGCCUCAAAUUACGCAGAUAGGAGUAUUGAUAAGCACUUGGCCCAUGGGCUUAGUUUUCGCUGAUAAUGAAGUUAAUGAACAAAUAUUCAAUUCUAUGUAAUGGUAUCCACUGGUUUGAUAUGUUUGCCAAAAUAAUAUUUAUAUGAAUAUUGAUACAGAGUACUUGUUGCUAAACAGUAAAGCAUUUAGUCAUCAUAUACCUAUUUUUUACAUUCCUUUUCAUAGUAAAGAGAGUAUUAGAUUUUUUUUCUACUUUAUCAGAUUAAAAAAAAAGGCAUCACUUUACCAGCACUGAGAACAGUGCUAAAAUAUAUAUAUGUUGGACCAAUAAUAGGCCACGCUUAGGGAAGUGGUCUAAACAUUGAUCACUGCACCACUUCUCAUUGGGGGCAGCUGACUCGGCAACAGAGUCUGGCUUUUAUUACAAUCCAAGAUGUUUUUUUGUACAGAUUGCAAGACAACACAACAUCCAAUGUAUUUAAAGUAUUCAUACAUUUUACAAUGCAAUUUGUAAAAUAAAAUGAAAUAUCCUAUUA
Mizuhopecten yessoensis (Yesso scallop) is the source of this 10410-nucleotide messenger RNA. Its product is annotated as formin-like protein CG32138. Gene Ontology annotation, biological process: cortical actin cytoskeleton organization; regulation of cell shape; cell migration. Bases 268 to 3381 code for a protein of 1037 amino acids. Gene Ontology annotation, cellular component: cytosol. Lineage: Eukaryota; Metazoa; Mollusca; Bivalvia; Pectinida; Pectinidae. The transcript is spliced from 29 exons. Gene Ontology annotation, molecular function: small GTPase binding; actin filament binding. The record is from RefSeq and is a predicted model, not a curated record.